Molecule: messenger RNA, 1212 nt
Organism: Didymosphaeria variabile
Lineage: Eukaryota; Fungi; Ascomycota; Dothideomycetes; Pleosporales; Didymosphaeriaceae
Exons: 3
Coding region: 1-1212 (403 amino acids)
Molecular function (GO): FAD binding
Source: RefSeq, a predicted model, not a curated record
AUGGCUGCAACUCUAGGUGCUGGUGAGCAGGACUAUGACCUCUUCCAGGCUCUAGCAAGAUAUCACGCUGUGACCGUUGGAGGUACCUAUGAUACUGUAGGCAUCGUAGGCUGGGCAACAUCGGGCGGUCACGGUUGGCUGACAAGCUCGUACGGUCAAGGCGCUGACAACAUAUACGAAGUCGAACUCGUUACGCCUACCGGCCAAAUUCUCAUCGCAAACGAAUGUCGAAACGCGGACAUAUUCUGGGCCAUGCGUGGUGGCGGGGGAGGAACGUACGGGGUCAUAACAAAGAUCACUAUGAAGGCAUACCCGAUGCCACAGACCACUCGGUGGGUUUGGGACAUUGCUUCGCAUAACGGUACAUCUGCAAAAGAGUGGUGGAGGCUGGUUGCUGAGUUACACGCCAUGAUGAUCGAUCUUAACAAUCAAGGGUUUCAAGGAUACUACACGAUUACUGGGUCAGCAGAAGGACCGUGGACAUUCGGCGGGUACUUCCUCGCCUAUGAAAGAUCGAACGCGAUGGUCCAGGGAAUACUGGCUCCAUUCUGGACGGCGCUGAAUGCCUCGGCGAGUCUUGCAUCUCUGUCAAUCUGGAACGUGACGAGAUACGACACAUGGAUAGAGGCUUUCAAUGGCUUGCCGAAACAGGGCGCAGACAAUAGCGACGGGCCUGGCGGUGUAAUCUCCGUGUCGCGGCUUCUGACGAGGGAAGAUCUAACAAGGGAUGUUGAGGCUGUGGCUAGAAUGUUCAAAAGCAUCGCCCCGCACCCCGAAGAAUCAGAGCUUGGUGUGUCAGGACAUGUCAUCGCUGGCAGCAUGAUCGGAAGCUCAAAGCCUGUGGACGCUGCUUUGAACCCCGCAUGGCGUAAUGCCGGCGUUCAUCUGAUUGUGAAAGCCAGCUGGUCCGAGAGUCUUCCAACUACAAAGAUCCAGCAGAUCCAAGACAGAAUGACUCAUCAUGUCGGAUAUGCUAUGCGGCGACUGAGCCCUGAUUCUGGGUGCUACAUUAAUGAGGUGAGCUACGGUUUCUUGUACUUCCCAUGGGUCAAGCUGACUUGGUGUAGUGUGAUCAAUACGAACCUAAUUGGCAAUGGGCCUUGUAUGGGCCGAACUACUCUCGUCUUCGACUUAUCAAGGCCAAGUAUGAUCCGGCUGAGAUUCUUUGGUGCAGAAGAUGUGUUGGGAGUGAUGAGUGGCGAUACGAUGUAG